Pocillopora damicornis (cauliflower coral) is the source of this 1182-nucleotide messenger RNA. Its product is annotated as Fanconi anemia group D2 protein. Gene Ontology annotation, cellular component: nucleus; condensed chromosome. The record is from RefSeq and is a predicted model, not a curated record. Gene Ontology annotation, molecular function: DNA polymerase binding. Lineage: Eukaryota; Metazoa; Cnidaria; Anthozoa; Scleractinia; Pocilloporidae. Gene Ontology annotation, biological process: homologous chromosome pairing at meiosis; interstrand cross-link repair; mitotic intra-S DNA damage checkpoint signaling.
CUUCUUUUGUAGUUUGGACGUUUAUUUUUGGAUACAUUCCUUAAGUUAGGAAUGCCAGUACUGGAUUUAAUGUUCAGGACACACAAGGAUGAUAUUAAUGGAAUGUUGAAAAACUUGCAACAGAGCACAAGAUCUCUUCAACACAUUUGUGGACACAGCAAGGUAACAAAAGAUCUCUCCCUCACUAAUCAUGUCCCAGCAGUCAAGAAGUGUCUGGAGACAUUUGUCUUUAGAGUUAAGGCAAUGCUUACACUAAACAAAUGCCAUGAGGCUUUCUGGGUCGGGACGCUCAAGAACAGAGACAUACAUGGGCAAGAGAUCAUGUCGCAGCAGUCUGUGGGAGAAGAACCCACAGAAGAGGAGGAGGGGGAGGAAGAAGGUGAAGAAAUGGAAGAGGAUGAUGAUGAUGAUGAUGAUGCUGACAAAGACAAUGGAGAUGAAGGUGCAAGUAAUGAUGGAGAAUCAAGACAUGAUGGUGCAGAGUCAUACAGUGAAAGUUUCUAACCAUGAUCAGCAUUAUAAUGAAUUCGGUUUUGAGAUGGUUGAUAACACAGUCAACUGCCAUCAUCAAUGUGUUUAACGAACUGUACAUUCAUGUCUAAGUUACCAAUGACAAUUUGAACUGGCAUAAUCAAAAACUGAAAAUCAGUUCAAAUUUUAUUUCUCAUUUUAGAAUUCAAAGGCAAGUAUUGGUGUUGCUUUUAUGAUUGCCAAACACCAUAAAUAAAUAAUUUUGCUCUGAUGAAGGGCUAACAUGGUGGCCAGUUUACAUUAUCAACUCAGUUGAUAAAACCUAAUUAGUUUGAAAUACCCACAGCUUCUUUAGAAACUCACCCUCUUUAUUCAAACACUAAAUAGAUAACUUAUUUUGGGGCAAUAUGUAUUUGGUUGUUGCUGCAAUGACUGCCAUCAAGGCAUAACACUUGUUCAUCAUCUUAAUGGUAAACCCUGAUAAUCGGUUAAUCACUUGUUAUGAAAUAGGUGGAACCCUUCUUACAGAGAUCACUCUUGCCCAUCUUUCUACAGCCUCUGACUGAUCAAAAUACAAUGGCUGAUAUCUCUUGGUGCUAUUGAAUAGCUAACAGUACAGCAGAAAAUGUUAUUUAUGAGCCUUUUCUUCAUGUGACUGUGUAUAUCACUAAUAUUAUGUGCAUAUUAUCUUGAAUACAUCCUAUUCCACUC